Molecule: messenger RNA, 1866 nt
Organism: Chrysochloris asiatica (Cape golden mole)
Lineage: Eukaryota; Metazoa; Chordata; Mammalia; Afrosoricida; Chrysochloridae
Gene: ZNF343
Product: zinc finger protein 343
Exons: 6
Coding region: 1-1866 (621 amino acids)
Biological process (GO): central nervous system development; regulation of transcription by RNA polymerase II
Cellular component (GO): nucleus
Molecular function (GO): zinc ion binding; RNA polymerase II cis-regulatory region sequence-specific DNA binding; DNA-binding transcription factor activity, RNA polymerase II-specific
Source: RefSeq, a predicted model, not a curated record
AUGGCAGUGGCAUUUCAAGACAGUCACUGGACUGAUUCUAAAGCCAUCCUGUUGCCUGAUCCUUCUGCCUGGGGAGAGCAAGACUGGAAGAAGAGUUUGACUUCAAAGAACAGAGAAGAUAUGGAGACCAGGAAGAAUUGGACUCAGACACAUAAGACAAAAGGUUUAUCUUCUAAGAAUACUGACUGGCCUCAAGAGAGGAAGAGGAAACCCAAAAUACUGGAACCAGUUACAUUUGAGGAUGUCACCGUGGUCUUCACGGAGGCAGAAUGGAAGAGACUGAGCUCUGAGCAGAAGAACCUCUACAGAGAAGUGAUGCUGGAGAUCUACAGGAAUCUGCUCUCGUUGGCAGAACCAAAGCCAGAAACUUACCACUGUUUCUCCUGCCUUCUGGCUUUCUCGUGUCAGCAAUUCCUAAGCCAACAUGUGCUUCAGAUCUUCCCAAGCUUGUGUGCAGAGCAUCUCUUCCAUCCAAGGGGUGCCAGCCCAGGACAUCAGAAGCAGACACAGCUGCAGGAUUCUGAUCAGAGCUGCUGGUGUGAAAACACAGAUGGUCAGAAGAGAGAAAAUGUCUGCAAACCUGUGUGUGGAAGGACAGGGGAGAAAAAGACUUCAAGGACAUUUUCCAGCCCACCCCAAAGACAGCCAGCAGGCUCUCGAAAAGGCCACACAGGGGUAGGAACAGAGCCUAGCUCUGCCCAAAAGCUGUCAUCUGUGACAACAGAUAAAAGGUUGAAGGAAUUAGGAACGUCAAGAUUUGGAGCAGUUACCUAUAGAAAGGGUGGAGCAGACCAUAGCCUGAAGUCAAACUUCACAAACCAGAAGACGCACUCAGGAGAGAAGCCUUAUGUGUGCUUGGACUGUGGCCGAGGCUUUACCCAGAAGUCCGGCCUUCUUAACCACCAGAGGACACAUUCAGGAGAGAAGCCACAUGUGUGCAAGGAAUGUGGGCGAGGCUUUACCCAGAAAUCAGUCCUCUUUAUGCACCAGAGGACACAUUCAGGGGAGAAGCCACAUGUGUGCAAGGAAUGUGGACGAGGCUUUACCCAGAAUUCAUCUCUCAUCAGACACCAGAGGACACAUUCAGGGGAGAAACCACAUGUGUGCAAGGAGUGUGGGCGAGGAUUUAGUCAUAGGUCACAUCUCAUCACACACCAGAGGACACACUCAGAUAAGAAGCCCUAUGUUUGCAGUGACUGUGGGCGAGGGUUUACCCAGAAGUCAGGUCUCCUUAACCACCAGAGGACACACUCAGGGGAGAAGCCAUAUGUGUGCAAUGAAUGUGGCCGAGGCUUUACACAGAAGUCACAUCUCAUCAUACACCAAAGUACACACUCACAUGAGAAGCCACAUGUAUGUAAGGAAUGUGGGCGAGGCUUUAGCCACAAAUCAACUCUCAUCAUACACCAGAGGAUACACUCCGGUGAGAAGCCGUAUGUUUGCAAUGAGUGUGAUCGAGGAUUUACCCAGAAAUCAGUCCUCCUCAUGCAUCAGAGCACACACUCCGGGGAGAAGUUGUAUGUUUGCAAUAAAUGUGGGAGAGGCUUUAAGUGGAAGUCAGGCUUUCUUUACCACCAGAGGACACACUCAGGGGAGAAACCCUACAUUUGUAGUGAGUGUGGGAGAGGCUUUACCCAGAAGUCAGGCCUGCUUAUGCACCAGAGGACACACUCAGGGGAGAAGCCACAUGUGUGCCUGGAAUGUGGGAGAGGCUUUACCCAGAAGUCAGGCCUGCUUAUGCACCAAAGGACACACUCAGGGGAGAAGCCACAUGUGUGCAAGCACUGCAGGCGUGGCUUCAGCUCUAAGCAAAGCCUACUCAGACAUCAGCAGGCCCACUCGGGAGAAGCCCUAUGUCUGCAGUGA